UUGUACGUACUUAUCAAAUACAGAUCUCUCGAAUUUAGAAGAAACGUACGGUGAAGUGUUUCCUCAAUCAUCAAGAGGCUCAUUCCUUGCUACACAGAUUAUUUCCAGCAUCAAAUGUUGGUGGGCAUUCGGAUUUAUGGAGGGAAAAUAUUAUUUGAGGUUAAAAUUUUGAUUCCGGAAGUUAGUAUUUGUAGAAGUUUCCAUUGUAGACUGAACUCUGAAGAGAAUUGAAGAAGUAGAGUCUAGAUGGAUGAUUUGCCUGAUGAACUGGUUGGCGAGGUAUUGAGCAAGAUGAUGAGAAUUGGGGAUAAAAAUUCGGUAUCCCUAACUUGUAAACGCCUACAUAAAUUGGAUAAUGCUCAGCGGAAAUCUAUACGGCUUGGUUGUGGAUUGGUCCCUGUGCAUGAUGCCUUGGUUGCCCUUUGCCACAGAUUUUCCAACUUGGAGACGGUGGAAAUUGUGUACUCUGGUUGGAUGUCCAAAUUGGGUAAGCAAUUGGAUGAUGGAGGGCUUCUCAUUCUCUCUAGUAGCUGCCCGUCCUUAAGAAAUCUCACCUUAAGUUACUGUACUUUCGUCACUGAUGCUGGUCUAGGACACCUCGCUUCAUGCUCGAAACUUGCAUCAUUGAAGUUGAAUUUUACCCCCAGAAUAACUGGUUGUGGCAUAUUAUCUCUUGUCGUGGGAUGCAAGAAUCUGGUUAUGCUACACCUGAUUCGGUGUCUUAAUGUUAGUAGUGUCGAGUGGCUGGAGUAUCUUGGCAAACUGGGAAAGAUCCAGGACCUCUGCAUUAAGAAUUGCCGGGCAAUUGGAGAAGGCGAUUUGAUUAAGCUAGGGCCGGGUUGGAAAAAUUUAAAGAGACUGCAGUUUGAAGUCGAUGCUAACUAUCGGUAUAUGAAAGUUCAUGAUCCUUUAGCCGUGGACCGGUGGCAAAAGCAAUGGAUCCCCUGUGAUAGCAUGAUAGAAUUAAGCUUGGUUAAUUGUAUCAUCAGCCCUGGACGAGGGCUCGCCUGCCUUUUGGGGAACUGUAAGAAUUUAGAGAGGAUCCAUUUGGACAUGUGCUUGGGGGUGAGGGACAGCGAUAUUAUGUGUUUGGCCCAUAAAUCAAGGAAACUGCGGUCUAUAUCUCUCCGCGUCCCCUUAGAUUUCUCGCUACCUCUUCUGGUGAACAAUCCGCUGAGACUAACAGACGAUAGUCUCCGGGCAGUGGCUCAAAAAUGCUCUCAUCUUGAAUCAGUCAAGCUAUCUUUCUCCGAUGGAGAGUUCCCCUCAUUUUCAUCGUUUUCGCUGGAUGGAAUUCUCAAGCUGAUACAGAUGUGUCCUAUAAGGGAACUCGCCCUUGAUCACGCAUAUUCUUUUAACGACACUGGAAUGGAAGUGCUAUCUACCGCACAACAUCUUCGAAUUCUAGAGCUUGUAAGGUGCCAAGAGAUCACAGACGAGGGCUUGCAGCUUGUAGCCCAAAUCCCCCGUUUGUGCAUCCUACGUCUCAGCAAGUGCUUAGGAGUCACCGACGAAGGACUAAAGCCUCUCAUCGGAUCACAAAAGCUCCAAGUGUUGAUCGUGGAAGACUGCCCGCAAAUAUCAGAGAGGGGAACUCAAAGGGCUGCAAAAUCAGUUACCUUCAAGCAAGACCUGUCUUGGAUGUUUUGAGCAAUUGUAAAUGGUAUGUUUUGAAUCCUUUCAAUCUCCAAAUUUAUUGUUCUGUGUGUAAAAUGAAGCAAUAAGUCUUGUAGUAUAGUCUUUACCUACAUUGUUAUCUAUGAUGUUUCAUUCCCAUUUGUUCAAACUUUGAAGUGUUUUGUGUUAGCAGGGCAUAGGAAAACAAUAAUGUAUGUUACCAGUACAACAUAAGUUAUUACUUUUGUUUAUAA
Ipomoea nil (Japanese morning glory) is the source of this 1871-nucleotide messenger RNA. Its product is annotated as F-box/LRR-repeat protein 14. Bases 247 to 1650 code for a protein of 467 amino acids. The transcript is spliced from 2 exons. NCBI's taxonomy places the organism in Eukaryota, Viridiplantae, Streptophyta, Magnoliopsida, Solanales, Convolvulaceae. Gene Ontology annotation, biological process: SCF-dependent proteasomal ubiquitin-dependent protein catabolic process. The record is from RefSeq and is a predicted model, not a curated record. Gene Ontology annotation, molecular function: protein binding. Gene Ontology annotation, cellular component: SCF ubiquitin ligase complex.